ACAUGUACGAAACCCUGAAUUUAAGAGAGAGAGAAAUAUAGAGAGAGAAAUUCAUCAUCAUUCUUCUUCCCUAUCACAAGAUCUGAUUUCAUCUUCUUCCUUCAUUUCAACAACAAACUAUGGGGCUCAAAUCUCUAUUCAAGUUUAAGAAGAAGAUACGUCGCGGCGUUGCCGGUGCCGGCGCCGGCACUGGAACCGGAGGCGGGGAUUCUUCCGGCAACGGUUCAUCGGUUUCUCCGUCAAGAUCAUCAUCAAUGAGCUCCCGUGCACAGAUCGAGGAAGAAUUGAAACAAGUAUUCAACAAAUUCGAUGUAAAUGGCGACGGUAAGAUCUCAUCCUCAGAACUCGGAUCGAUUCUCGGAAGUUUAGGUCAUAACGCGACGGAAGAAGAACUGCAUAAGAUGAUUCGUGAGGUUGAUUCAGAUGGCGAUGGAUUCAUCGAUCUGGAUGAAUUCAUUCAAUUGAAUACGAAAGAUAUCGAUUCUGAUGAGAUCCUUGAGAAUCUUCGUGAAGCGUUUUCUGUAUUUGAUAUUGAUAAAAACGGUUCGAUCUCUGCUGAUGAAUUACAGAAUGUGUUGAAAAGCUUGGGGGAGGAAUGUUCGAUAUCUGAAUGUAGGAAAAUGAUCAGCGGCGUUGAUUGUGAUGGUGAUGGUAUGAUUGAUUUUGAAGAAUUCAAGGUUAUGAUGACUAAAGGAUCGUUAUUCAGUGCAAUGGAACUGCCUAAACCUAAAGAUCAUUGAAGAAGAUGAUGAUGAAGAAGAUGAUGAA
Impatiens glandulifera is the source of this 768-nucleotide messenger RNA. RefSeq names its product probable calcium-binding protein CML25. Lineage: Eukaryota; Viridiplantae; Streptophyta; Magnoliopsida; Ericales; Balsaminaceae. The coding region runs from base 120 to 740 and encodes 206 amino acids. The record is from RefSeq and is a predicted model, not a curated record. The transcript has a single exon. Gene Ontology annotation, molecular function: calcium ion binding.